AUGGCCAAAAGGUUCUCAUGCGUUAUUCUUCUUCUUCUUGCUUUCCUCCAUGAAACUCCAUGUCUAUGUGACUUCACCGCCAUUAAUCUUGGCUGCAAUGAAGAAGAAAGGUCGUCUCUUCUAGAGUUCAAGCACAGCCUCAGCUUCACUUCUCUAAACCGGCUAACUUCAUGGACAGGCAAAGACUGCUGCAAAUGGGAAGGUGUUAACUGCUCCACCAUAAAAAAUUCUGUUCAUGUUACCAAGCUUGACCUUCGAAACCAUGUCAAACCGGAUUCGUCUGGUUUCAUCACACAAGUUCCCAACUGGAUCAAAGCCAACUUCGUUAGCUCAGCUUUGAUGGGGUUGAACCAUUUGGUGCAUGUGGACAUGAACUGGAAUGAUUUUUCUGGCAGCCGAAUUCUGGCUUUCCUUGGCUUCAUGCAGAGCUUACGAUAUCUCAAUCUCUCCAAAGCAUGCUUUGAUGGGUUAGUUCCGGACCAACUCAGAGACCUUAGCAAUCUGCACUCUCUUGAUCUUAGCAGCGGUCCUGAUGAGUUUGUCUUCCGGUUGUUUGUUGAAAACCUUGAGUGGCUUCCAGGCUCUGCUCCCUGCGCCACCUUGAUCUGA
Messenger RNA from Ziziphus jujuba (common jujube), 609 nucleotides. RefSeq names its product receptor-like protein EIX1. Lineage: Eukaryota; Viridiplantae; Streptophyta; Magnoliopsida; Rosales; Rhamnaceae. Bases 1 to 609 code for a protein of 202 amino acids. The record is from RefSeq and is a predicted model, not a curated record. The transcript has a single exon.